UCAAUGUCUAAGCAUCUCUAAAUGUAGUGGCACAUACAUAGCAUACACAUCACAUAAGUGUUUCGUGGCAGGGAGGCCAUGUUGCAGGGUUGGUCAUGCCCCUCUGCUGCCCUUUGCCUGCCCCCAGCACCAUGUCCAUCAUCCUGGGCACCUGGAUGGAGCAGUCCUGGCAUGACUUCUGGGAACCUCCUGACUUUCCCAGCCUCCAGCUGGUGCUGGCUUAUGUGCAGCUGAGCAUGCCUGGCUCGGACCUGGAGCACCACGCCCACUUCCUCCUGGCCCAGCUGCAGGACAUGGAGCCCAACAAGGCUGAGCCUGAGGCUCUGUCACCACCUCCAGCACCAGGUGCCGCAGUGACUGCGGAGGAAGAGCCAGCUCCAGCAUCGGCCUGUGAGCAAGGGUCCCCUUC
This is a messenger RNA of Chinchilla lanigera (long-tailed chinchilla), 409 nucleotides long. Its product is annotated as ral guanine nucleotide dissociation stimulator-like. The record is from RefSeq and is a predicted model, not a curated record. Lineage: Eukaryota; Metazoa; Chordata; Mammalia; Rodentia; Chinchillidae.